Molecule: messenger RNA, 1942 nt
Organism: Episyrphus balteatus (marmalade hoverfly)
Lineage: Eukaryota; Metazoa; Arthropoda; Insecta; Diptera; Syrphidae
Gene: r-l
Product: uridine 5'-monophosphate synthase
Exons: 3
Coding region: 200-1663 (487 amino acids)
Biological process (GO): 'de novo' pyrimidine nucleobase biosynthetic process; 'de novo' UMP biosynthetic process
Molecular function (GO): orotidine-5'-phosphate decarboxylase activity; orotate phosphoribosyltransferase activity
Source: RefSeq, a predicted model, not a curated record
CACGUGCGAUGGCGAUUUGCGAUGUGCGCUAAUUUCUAGCUCGUUUUUUGUGUGGGAGACGGGAGCACAUUUCAUUCAUUUUAAAAUUUAUUCUCUUUCUGGGUGUGCUCGUAGUGCUUCCGUGUUGUUUUUUUUCUGAACAACUGAUAUUUUCUACAACAAAAACUGAAUACAAACAAUAAUAAAUAAAAAAAGAAAAAUGCUUUCCAAAAAAGAAAACGAAAUGCGUGCUCUUGCACUAAAACUAUACGAAAUUAACGCUUUCAAAUUCGGUGAUUUUAAGAUGAAAGUCGGAAUCAAUUCACCUGUAUACUUUGAUCUACGUGUCAUCGUAAGUUUCCCAGAGGUCAUGGAGCAAGUUUCCAAUCUCAUAUCCGACUACGUUCGUGAGAACAAACUCCAAUGCAAACACGUCUGUGGCGUUCCCUACACAGCCCUUCCCAUUGCAACAAUCGUCUCAGUUCGCGAAAACAUACCCAUGUUGGUGAGACGCAAAGAAGCCAAAAGCUAUGGAACGAAAAAACUCAUCGAAGGCAAAUACAACGCCGGAGACACGUGUUUAAUUGUUGAAGAUGUUGUCACCUCUGGGUCUAGUGUAUUGGACACUGUGAAGGACCUCCAGAAGGAAGGAAUCGUUGUCAGUGACGCGGUGGUAGUAGUUGACCGCGAGCAAGGAGGAUCUAAUAAUAUCAGCAAACACUCGGUUCGCAUGCAUUCCCUAUUCACUCUUUCGUAUCUGUUAAAUGUACUGAAAGAAGCUGGAAAGAUUCAACAGGAAACUGUUGAUUCAGUUGCUAAAUAUAUUAGCGGAUGUCAAAUCAAUAGCGAUGGUUCUUUUGUCGAUGGGCCUAAAAAAGUUGUAAACGAAUUCGCACGCACAAAAAUGACUUUUGAAAGCCGCUCAAAUUUGGCAAAAUCUGAAGUUGCUAAAGAUCUCUUCAAUCUUAUGGCAACGAAAAAAACCAACUUAUGUCUUGCAGCUGACUUGACAGAUUGUGAAAAAAUCCUUAAUAUAGCCGACGUAUGCGGGCCAUACAUUUGUGUUCUAAAAACGCACAUCGAUAUUGUGGAAAAUUUCAAUGAAGAUUUUGUAAAGAACUUAGUAACAUUGUCAAAGAAGCACAAUUUUCUUAUUAUGGAAGACAGGAAAUUCGCCGACAUCGGCAACACAGUAUCUAUGCAGUAUUCGCAAGGACUUUUUAAAAUUGCACAAUGGGCGGAUUUGGUAACGGCUCAUUCGAUCUCUGGCCAGGGAAUAUUGCAAGGACUCAAAGCUGGUCUAGUAGAUGCACCAAAAAAACGUGGUGUUUUUCUCUUGGGCGAGAUGUCUUCGUCAGGCAAUCUUAUAAAUGAACAGUACAAAGAAGCUACCACAAAACUGGCAACAAACAAUGAAGAUGUUGAUUUUGUAGCAGGAAUUGUUUGUCAAAGUGCAGAUUGUUUUGCUUUUCCCGGACUUAUACAACUGACACCGGGUGUAAAAAUAGAUGAAAGUGGAGAUAAAUUGGGUCAGCAAUAUCAAACGCCCGAAUUUAUUGUACAGGAAAAAGGUGCUGACAUUGCAGUUGUUGGUAGGGGUAUACUCGAAGCAAAAUGCAUUGAGAAAGCGGCAGUAUUAUACAGAGAUAGAUUGUGGGCAGCAUAUUGUGAUCGUAUAGCUUAGACAUGGGCUAGAAAAUUACAAAAAAAAAAAUUAUUAUACAAUCCGAAAGAUAUGGUUACGAUGAAAGUUAAUUUAACGUAUAAGAUGUUUUGUACAAAAAUAAAAUAAUGAAUUAGUUUUCUUCGAACUCAUAGCCACAUGCAUAUAUUUUUUAUACAAAUCUUUUAUUUUUAACUUUCAUUUUUAUCUAAGCAAAAAAAUAAUAUAAAUUUAUAAUGUAUUGUUGUACAAGAUGUUUCAAAAUGAAAUAAAAAAAAUGAAUCUGUUAAAAUAAACAAA